GAGAGUUACUGUCAGGAUGAUCUGAUGCAGUGCAGGGGCAUCCAGACAGGAGUCUGUUAGCCUACUGGAGGUUCCUGAUGUUAUCAGCAGCAUAAGGCAGUUGUCCAAAGCUACCAUGAAAGAGGACGCCAAGCCCAGCAAGGACAACGAGGACGCCUUCUACAACUCCCAGAAGUUCGAGGUGCUGUACUGCGGAAAGGUGACGGUCUCGCACAAGAAGGCCCCGUCCAGCCUCAUCGACGACUGCAUAGAGAAGUUCAGCCUGCACGAGCAGCAGCGCCUGAGGAUGCAGGCCGAGCAGCGCGGCCUGGACGCGGGCAACGGCCAGGUCGUCUUCGAAGUCGAGGGGCCCAGCUGGCCCGCAGACAUUCUGCUGGAGGAGGGCGACGGCAUCACCAACACCCACCCUGCCUUGCCAGCCGUGCCCAGCCAGCCUGCGCUGUCCAGCUCUCGAGUCUGCUUCCCGGAGCGGAUUUUGGAAGAUUCUGGCUUUGAUGAACAGCAGGAGUUCCGGUCUCGGUGCAGCAGCGUCACCGGAGUCCUGCAGAGGAAAGUCCACGAGAACAGCCAGAAGCCACAGCCGCGGAGGAGGCACGCCAGCGCGCCCAGCCACGUGCAGCCGUCGGAUGCGGAGAAGAACAGGACCAUGCUGUUCCAGGUUGGACGAUUUGAGAUUAACCUUAUCAGUCCAGACACUAAGUCAGUUGUACUUGAAAAGAAUUUUAAAGAUAUCUCUUCUUGUUCACAGGGUAUAAAGCACGUGGAUCACUUUGGCUUUAUCUGUCGGGAGUCACCAGAGCCGGGGCUGAGCCAGUAUAUCUGUUACGUGUUCCAGUGUGCCAGCGAGUCCCUGGUGGAUGAGGUAAUGCUGACUCUGAAACAGGCCUUCAGCACGGCGGCUGCCCUGCAGAGCGCCAAGACCCAGAUCAAGCUGUGCGAGGCCUGCCCCAUGCACUCUUUGCAUAAGCUCUGCGAAAGGAUUGAAGGUCUGUACCCACCAAGAGCCAAACUGGUAAUUCAGAGGCACCUCUCAUCCUUGACAGAUAAUGAACAAGCUGACAUCUUUGAACGCGUCCAGAAAAUGAAGCCGGUCAGUGACCAGGAAGAAAAUGAACUUGUGAUUUUGCAUCUGAGGCAGCUGUGUGAAGCCAAGCAGAAAACACACAUCCACAUUGGGGAAGGCCCGGCGACUAUUUCAAACAGUAUAAUCCCAGAAAAUACAGCAAGCAGUGGAAGGUUCAAACUUGACGUUCUGAAAAACAAAGCUAAGAGGUCCUUAACCAGCUCCCUGGAAAAUAUCUUCUCAAGGGGAGCUAACAGAAUGAGAGGUCGACUUGGAAGUAUGGACAGCUUUGAACGGACCAAUAGUCUUGCUUCAGAGAAGGACUACUCACCAGGGGACUCUCCACCAGGGACACCGCCGGCCUCCCCACUGUCCUCAGCUUGGCAGACGUUCCCUGAAGAGGACUCGGACUCCCCGCAGUUUCGAAGACGGGCACACACGUUCAGCCACCCACCUUCAAGCACGAAGAGGAAGCUGAAUUUGCAGGAUGGGAGGGCUCACAAUGUGCGCUCCCCUCUUCUGAGGCAGAGCUCCAGCGAGCAGUGCAGCAUCCUUCCAUCUGCCCGGCGCAUGCACAAGGAGAAUAAUUCUUCCUCCAGCCUUCCAAGUCUGCACACUUCCUUCUCUGCCCCUUCCUUCACUGCCCCCUCUUUCCUGAAAAGCUUUUACCAGAGUUCAGGUAGACUGUCCCCACAGUAUGAAAAUGAAAUCAGUGAUGGAGAGGGGAGGAAAAGGACCUCAUCGACUUGCAGCAAUGAUUCCCUGAACGUUGGAGGAACCCCGGCCACUCCUCGCCGAAUCUCCUGGCGGCAGCGCAUCUUCCUCAGGGUUGCUUCUCCCAUGAACAAGUCUCCCUCGGCAAUGCAGCAGCAGGAUGGCCUGGACAGGAACGAGCUGCUGCCUCUGGCCCCUCUCGCUCCCACCAUGGAGGAGGAACCGGGGGUGAUAUUCGUGUCUGGGGAUGAUGACCCAGAAAAAGUUGAAGAAAGAAAAAAAUCAGAAGAACUGAGGAGUUUGUGGAGAAAAGCUAUUCACCAACAAAUCUUGUUGCUUCGAAUGGAAAAAGAAAACCAGAAACUUGAAGCGAGCAGAGAUGAGCUCCGAUCCAGAAAAGUUAAACUGGACUAUGAAGAAGUUGGCGUAUGUCAGAAGGAGGUCUUAAUAACCUGGGAUAAGAAGUUAUUAAACUGCAGAGGAAAAAUCAAAUGUGACAUGGAAGACAUUCACACUUCUCUCAAAGAAGGUGUUCCCAAAAGUCGCCGAGGAGAAAUCUGGCAGUUCCUGGCGCUGCAGUAUCGUCUACGGCACAGAUUGCCCAACAAGCAGCAGCCUCCGGAGACGUCCUACAAAGAGCUCCUGAAGCAGCUCACGGCGCAGCAGCACGCCAUCCUCGUGGAUCUGGGACGGACAUUUCCUACUCACCCUUAUUUUUCAACGCAGCUCGGUGCAGGGCAGCUGUCACUCUUCAACCUCUUGAAAGCCUACUCCUUGCUGGACAAAGAAGUGGGUUACUGUCAGGGGAUCAGCUUUGUGGCCGGAGUCCUGCUUUUGCACAUGAGUGAAGACCAAGCCUUUGAAAUGCUGAAAUUCCUCAUGUACGACCUGGGCUUCCGCAAGCAGUACAGACCUGACAUGAUGUCGCUGCAGAUUCAGAUGUACCAGCUGUCCAGACUCCUUCACGACUAUCACAGAGAGCUCUACAACCAUCUGGAAGAAAACGAAAUCAGCCCCAGUCUUUAUGCUGCCCCCUGGUUCCUCACACUGUUUGCCUCUCAGUUUCCGUUAGGAUUUGUAGCCAGAGUUUUUGAUAUUAUUUUUCUUCAGGGAACUGAAGUUAUAUUCAAGGUUGCACUCAGCCUACUGAGCAGCCAGGAGACACUUAUAAUGGAAUGUGAAAACUUUGAAAAUAUUGUUGAAUUUCUUAAAAGCACACUACCUGAUAUGAAUACAUCUGAAAUGGAAAAAAUUAUCACCCAGGUUUUUGAGAUGGAUAUUUCUAAACAGUUACAUGCCUAUGAGGUGGAAUAUCACGUGCUGCAGGAUGAGCUUCAGGAAGCGUCGUAUGCCUGCGAGGACAGCGAACCUCUGGAGAAGCUGGAGAGGGCCAAUAACCAACUGAAAAGGCAAAACAUGGACCUCCUUGAAAAAUUACAGACGGCUCAUGCCAAAAUCCAGACCUUGGAAUCCAACCUGGAAAACCUUUUGACUAGAGAGACCAAAAUGAAAUCUCUGAUCCGGACCCUGGAGCAGGAGAAGAUGGCCUAUCAGAAGACGGUGGAGCAGAUCCGGAAGCUGCUGCCCGCCGAUGCCCUGGCCGACUGCGAGUCGCUGCUGAGAGACCUGAACUGCACCCCGAACAACAAAGCCAAGGCCGGGAGCAAGCCAUAGCGGAGCCUCCGAGAGGGGGUCCCUGGCGCUGCCCCGCGCUGCCCCGCGCUGGCGGAGCCGCCCCGAGUCUGGUGCUGAGCCCUGUCCCAGCCAGCGGGCCCCCGUCGUGGCGUGCCAACCCAGCCAUUGCACACAGGCAGACUAGCUGCUGUUGACUAUGUACAUAUGUAAAAUGGACAUCAAGAACUCAUGCUUUCGGUUAUAAGGAGUAAAUGUAUAUUUAGAGCAAUUUUUUAAAAUCAAAACUUCAUGAAGUCCCCACCAAAGGGAAGUUAAAGUGAAAUUCCCCUUAGACACGUGAAAUCAUUUUGUCUUUGUAGUGAAACAAAGCUAGAGAAUCUUUGUAUAUUGAAAUGUACUUGAAAAAAACAACAACAACGAAUGUAUUUUUUUUCUCCAAAGAACAGCAUGUCUCACUCAGUGGUGCACAGGGGGGACAUUUGUGUACGUUAUGUGUGUCUGUCCUAAGACGUAGGGCAUGGGAUCUCUGGGGAAGGGGACUGAUUGACGGUCAGGCUCCUGGGGGGUUUUCGGGAAGAUGGAAGCCUUCCUCCCCCGCCUGCUUUGUGCCGACUGGCAUGUUACGUGUACAUGCAUUUUGAGUCUGCUUGGGCAUUACCUUCGACAUGCCUAAGGAGACAGGGGGCUGAGUCUACCCACCCAGCUCAAGGUGAAAGAGAACCUUGCUAAUAUUUUUAGCAAAUCCGACCAGCAUUAUAACUCAAACUAAAAAGUAUCGGGCCUCAGAAUUCUAACUGAGGGCCUCAAUGGUCCCUAUCAGUUUUUCCCCAUUUUUGUUUAAAUUUCUUCCGCAGCUGUCUCCCCUUUGCUUGGUGCCACGGUUGGUGACAAGGUUUUGCCAUUUCCCCACCAAAAUGUGGGUGCUCUUCCAUUUCUCCACCUUAAAUGAAGGACAAGAAAAUGCAAUGAUGAUUGGUUUUCUAAAGAUGACAUGCUGUGCUCAGAUACUUUUGUUUUUUGUUUGUUUUUGGACAGUUGAUAGAAUGUGAUAAGCUCAUAAUCAUCUCCUUCCAUGUGAAAACUCAUGAGAACUGUGAAACGUUUGAAACAAGCUGUUGACAUGCGUUGGCAGGAAAGGGGGAGUGUGGCCAGCUCUGCUAACACCACAGCUCCGGGUCUGGGCUCCCAGCUCCACCCCCACCGGCAGCGAGGACGUUCUCGCGUGGAGAGGACGUUCUCGCGUGGAGAGGACGUUCUCGCGUGGAGAGGACGUUCUCGCGUGGAGAGGACGUUCUCGCGUGGAGAGGACGUUCUCGCGUGGAGAGGACGUUCUCGCGCGCAGGUGCGUGGAAGGAAAGUGAUGCUGCAAGCAUCCACUGCAGAGAGGAUUCCAUUAGGGCCCCUGGCGGCUGAUGCUGCGGUGUUGCCUUUCCACACAAGUCACCAUUACUGCUUUUUGCAGUACUUAUAUGAUUACAGAUGGAUUACCUGGGAUAAUUUUCUUCAAAGGCUACACUAUUGUAGAGUAGAAGAGUCAAGCUCUAAAGGUUUUGGAAAACCCUGAUGAGCAGGUGAUAAGUAUCUGUUACCGCCCCGCCCCACUGCACGCACCUUUACUCAGUGCAAUGCUAAUGACCUGUUACAAAUCAGCAUGCUGUCUAAUCUGGGCAGUCUCUUCAAGUGAAAUCUGAUUAAUCAAAUUCAUGUAAUUCCUCGGUUCUAGAAAAUGCUGAUUCUAGGUGCCCCAUUGAGUUGGGGCCACCCACUGAUUUGUUGCUUGGAUUUUCCCCAAAUGUUUCUAUUUGUAAGAGAGACUUUUUCCUAUGAGGAAUAUGAAAAAUAUCCUCUGGUUACUCUCUGGUGGUGAAAAUCUUCUGAUGUGUGUGACACACAGGUGGUAGCCAAGGACUCUUCAAUUUGGGAAAAGAAACUUUUCUUUUUAGUUGUUCAGUUUAAAGUACAUUUCAUUCUGGAUGUUGAGAGGCAACCUCAUGAGUAUGAUGGUGUCCAGAGAUUGAGGUGUCUUGGAUACAAUGUUUCUUUUGAAAAUGAAUUUCCUUUUCUUUUGCGAUUUUGUAAAUGUUGCAUCAAUUAUGCUUUAUGCAUUGUUACAUCUUCAUCAGGUAUAUGUCCUGUCUAGUUUGUUUCCAAUAAAUACAUGGCUACAGUUUCUUGGCUUACUUGUUUUACUCUUGUUUGUAAUAGGA
Messenger RNA from Molossus molossus (Pallas's mastiff bat), 5619 nucleotides. RefSeq names its product TBC1 domain family member 4 (gene TBC1D4). The transcript is spliced from 20 exons. Lineage: Eukaryota; Metazoa; Chordata; Mammalia; Chiroptera; Molossidae. The coding region runs from base 116 to 3451 and encodes 1111 amino acids. The record is from RefSeq and is a predicted model, not a curated record.